CAAAACCGUACCCAACACGGCCUCUUACACCUCGCGUUCUUUCUAUUUUACUUCUGCCGCACUAGUGAGACAGUCACUUUCCUUCAAUCCGACGAUGCGACUCCUCAACAUCGAGACCAUGAGGAUGGAGGAGUUUUUCGACGAGAGGGAAGCCUUGUACGCAAUAUUGUCUCACCGUUGGGGUCAAGAGGAGGUAUCUCUCCAGGAGUGGAAUCGGGUUCAGGAGAUCGAGGCCAGAAUGCGAACUAUCACGACCCACCAUGCCUUCAAGGCUCCGCGGCACGAGAAUGACUACUACCACGAGAGCCUGCGGGAGCAGUACUAUGAGCUGGAAGAAGAGAAAGCCGCAGUCAGGAAAAAGACCGGGUAUUCUAAAAUUGUUUCUUGUAUUGAAAUGGCUCGAAAUCAAAAGAUCAGUAGAGGGGAGAAGGUUCACUCUUGCAGCUUUGUCUGGAUCGAUACCUGUUGCAUUGAUAAAACCAGCAAUGCCGAAUUAUCCGAAGCCAUCAACUCUAUGUUCCGCUGGUACCACAAUGCUUUGGUGUGCUUGGUUUACCUGGCCGAUGUGCCUACCAAUCUGGGACAAGACGAGAUGGAAUCCAAGAUCCGAAAAAGCAACUGGUUCGAACGCGGAUGGACAUUGCAAGAGCUGCUGGCGCCGCGAACUGUGUGUUUUUUUGAUCAGGGAUGGAAGUUCCUAUUCAAUAAAGAACAAAAAUGCGCCCUUCUUGAAAAUAUCACUCAUAUCGACCGGAAUAUCCUUCGCGGCUUCGAUAUGAGUAGGGCAUGCACGGCCAAGAAGAUGUCAUGGGCGGCUUCUCGCACAACAACACGGAAAGAAGAUAUAGCAUAUUGCCUGCUUGGUAUUUUUGAUGUCAACAUGCCGCUACUAUACGGGGAAGGCGAUAAAGCAUUUGCCCGCCUGCAGGAAGAGAUUAUCCGCCAGUCCGGCGACCUAAGUAUCUUUGCGUGGGGCUACAAUUCAUCCGGAACCCAUGGAAUUCAUGGAAUUUUUGCUCCAUCGCCUGCAUAUUUCAUUGGAUGCUACAAUCUCCACGGGCUUCGUUCUUCCCAAGCCGUCAUUUCGAUGGCUAACAUUACACUAAGUGUGAAACUCUCUUACCUGAGACCAAAAACUGAUCGCUUGAGCUUCAUGUACGCCUAUCUUUGUUGUUCUGAAGGUACAACGAACCAAAUCGUUCUCCCCUUGGUGAUGAAUAGAAGCGGGGGUCAUUUGCAAUUCGGGGAGGAUGCCACGAGAGUCUGGUUUGAGAGACCCGCUGGAGCGCGGCCAAUCCUGAUGAGUGCCACGCAUGAGAUGGAUGACAAAAUAUGGAUGCAUGAAAGUCGCACAAUAUCCAUAUUAAAGAAGGGGGGUGAAGAGAACAUCGAGACUCUGGGCAAGACCUUUUUCGUUGGCCUCCAUCUCCCUUCUUCAAAGGCGGCGGUGGACGAGAUUUACCCUCCACAUUUCUGGGGCAGGGUUGUGGUGGUCUCGGAUUUCCGCUCCCCUGUUGACAGGCGCAUUUGGUAUCCUGGUGCCAUCGAGCGAGACAGGGGAGUCGACCCCGGCGAACCCGGAUAUGAGACCUUAGCUUAUAUUAGAAUCUCGCACCGGAGAAAUGGAGCUCAGAUGGUUCUUAUUGUCCGUCGCCUUGACUCCACACCUCGGGACCUUGAGGUGAGAGUUGCCAAAUGGCCUAUUCGUGGGUGUGUAUCAUUGGCCGACUUUGCACUUCGUGACGACCUAAACCGCCGAUAUGAGGGCAGAAUUGAGGGUCUUGACUUAUCUGUGAAAAGGAGGGUAUGUAUCAGUCUCUUUGAAAACUCCUGGGCGUUCGUGAUCACCAUCUGGGCGCCCGGAGAUGCAAAUGGUAGAUCCAAAAAGAACAUAAAUAACAUUGAGGCCCAAGAAAUUGAGGUUGGCAGCAACGGAGAUGAUGAAGCUAUGGGCAACGAAAGUGACAGUUAUGAAAACGUGAAGACGAGGACUACUGCUUGAGCGAGGCAGUUAGGAUGAAUGGGUCAGUUGCAAUUCUGAACCUCCCCUGCUGCUAAAAGCAGCUUGUCUUAGCAUGUUAAAUAGUUUUCGAUAUCUAUCUACCCUAGUUGUCCUAUGGAAAUUUGGAAUAAGUGC
This is a messenger RNA of Hyaloscypha bicolor E, 2137 nucleotides long. RefSeq lists its product as uncharacterized. The transcript has a single exon. Lineage: Eukaryota; Fungi; Ascomycota; Leotiomycetes; Helotiales; Hyaloscyphaceae. The record is from RefSeq and is a predicted model, not a curated record. Bases 95 to 2002 code for a protein of 635 amino acids.